Adineta steineri is the source of this 462-nucleotide messenger RNA. Lineage: Eukaryota; Metazoa; Rotifera; Eurotatoria; Adinetida; Adinetidae. The record is from the annotation of a GenBank genome assembly.
AUGUUUCUUCAUUUUCUCUUUAUGUUUUCAAUAGCUUUUAUUAGUAUAACACAUGGAGCAAUGGAUGUUAAUGCUUUAGCACGAUGUAUUAUGUCUGAAGCAUCAACUGGUAAUAGAAAUGAGCAGAUAGCUAUUGGUUUUGCCUGUCAAAGGAAUAGAAAUCAUGCAUCUAAUCAACCUCCAACAUAUAAUGUCACCAAACUGGCUCAAGAUAUUUUAGCAGGAAAAAUAAAUGAUAUAACAAAUGGAGCAAAUCAUUGGUAUUCACCUCGUUCAAUGCCAAGUGAAGCAGAAAAACCAAGAUGUAAGAAACCUUUUGGUGCAGGCCGUAUGGAUUGUAACGGAGGAUUGGAAAAGUCAUGUGGAAAAAGUCGAAAUUAUAAACCUGGAUGGGCUAAAAAUCGCAAUCCAGUAUAUAUUUCAAAUGUGCGUGAUUGCUAUUUCAAGUUUUUCUUACUCUAA